Molecule: messenger RNA, 4131 nt
Organism: Bufo gargarizans (Asiatic toad)
Lineage: Eukaryota; Metazoa; Chordata; Amphibia; Anura; Bufonidae
Gene: BRD3
Product: bromodomain containing 3
Exons: 14
Coding region: 437-2845 (802 amino acids)
Biological process (GO): chromatin remodeling; regulation of DNA-templated transcription
Cellular component (GO): chromatin; nucleus
Source: RefSeq, a predicted model, not a curated record
GGGACGGGGCGCCGUGCGCGCGGCUCGGCCCGGGGCGGGGGGCUGCUGGGGGGGGGGCGCCCAACCCGGGGAGCAGGGGACAUUUUCCCUGCCCGCCAUCUUUUAAAGGGGAGCAAUCCACGGAGGGGGAGCAGGAGGCGGCUCCGGCUUCUGGGAGAGGCGGAUCCCGGGCUGUGAGGGUGAGACCGGCCGGGGCCCCUCAUCUCCGCGGCGGAGCCUGCAGUCUUGAGGACGAGCCUUAGAUUGGGACCACAGCUGGUGAGGAAUCUGAACGGUGCCUUCUAGAAUGACCUCCUGAUCCAAGAUGGCCGCCUCGUGACCACCGCACAAGGGUUCUAUGGUUGGACCCCUGAGAUGGGAUGUCCUUCCCUGUCGGGGGCCAUAAAGGAAGAGAUUGUGCUGCAGAGUUACUGUGAAAGAAAGUGAGAACAGCAAAAUGUCUGCUGCUCCGGCCGCGGCCCCGGCCCCUCAAGGGCCCGUGAACCCGCCCCCUCCCGAAGUCACCAACCCCAACAAGCCCGGGCGCAAGACCAACCAGCUGCAGUACAUGCAGAACGUGGUGGUGAAGACGCUGUGGAAGCAUCAGUUCGCCUGGCCCUUCUACCAGCCCGUGGACUGCAUCAAGCUCAGCCUGCCCGACUAUCACAAGAUCAUUAAGAAUCCCAUGGACAUGGGGACAAUCAAGAAGCGGCUGGAGAAUAAUUACUACUGGAGCGCCAACGAGUGCAUGCAGGACUUCAACACCAUGUUCACCAACUGUUACAUCUACAACAAGUCCACAGAUGACAUCGUCCUCAUGGCUCAAGCCUUGGAAAAGAUUUUCCUCCAGAAAGUCGCCCAGAUGCCGCAGGAAGAGGUGGAGUUACUGCCGCCCGUCCCGAAAGGCAAAGGAAAGAAGCCGCCCCCUCCAGCUGCGCAGACCCCAGUCAUCACAGAACAAGAGCCGCCUGUUGAGAAAGCCGCCGUGUCUCCCAAACCGGUGGUGGUUGAGCGCAGUCCCCCUAAAGUGGCUGUAGUGGAGCGCAGCCCCCCCAAGCCUGCCGUAGUGGAGCGCAGCUCCGGAAGACGAGCCGAGCCGCCCAUGGAGAGGCGUCGGGAGCGAUAUAAAGCCACCACCCAAGCCUCCAGCGUCUCCACGGUGGUCAGCCCCACGGUCCAGCUCACCAACAUCGCUCCUCUGGUGUCCCAGACGCCAGUCAUCGCCGUCACUCCUGUGCCAACUAUAACCGCUAACGUAACGGUACCCGUCGCCACCGCUGCUCCUCAGCCGCCUCCAGCCGCACCAGUCCCAGUAGCACCAGUCGUUCCGCCAGCUGCCCCAGUCGUUAAGAAAAAAGGUGUAAAAAGAAAAGCUGACACGACCACCCCGACCACCUCCGCCAUAACCGCCAGCCGCAGCGAGUCGCCUGUACCAAUCUCCGAUCCUAAGCAAGCGAAAGUGGCAAACAGGAGAGAGAGCACCGGGCGCCCCAUCAAACCCCCAAAGAAGGACCUGGAGGAAGGGGAGAUCCCGCAGCACGCCGGCAAGAAGGGCAAACUGACCGAGCACCUGAAGUACUGCGACAGUAUCCUGAAGGAGAUGCUGUCCAAGAAGCACGCCGCCUACGCCUGGCCCUUCUACAAACCGGUGGACGCCGAGGCCCUGGAGCUGCACGACUACCACGAUAUCAUCAAGCACCCCAUGGACCUCAGCACUGUCAAGAAGAAAAUGGAUGAUCGGGAUUACCAGGACGCGCAGGCGUUUGCGGCUGAUAUACGGUUAAUGUUCUCCAACUGUUACAAGUACAAUCCCCCCGAUCACGAGGUGGUGGCCAUGGCCCGAAAGCUCCAGGAUGUUUUUGAGAUGAGAUUUGCCAAGAUGCCCGAUGAGCCGGCAGAGCCCCCCGCCCCUCCCCCAGCAGUGGCCCCGGUGGUCAGCAAAAGCGUGGAGAGCAGUCACACCAGUGAAGAGAGCUCCUCCCAGUCCGAUAGUUCAGACUCUGAAGAGGAGCGCGCCACGCGGCUGGCUGAGCUGCAGGAGCAGCUGAAGGCCGUUCACGAACAGCUGGCGGCGUUGUCCCAGGCGCCUGUCAAUAAACCAAAGAAGAAGAAGGAGAAAAAGGAGAAGGAGAAGGAGAAAAAGAAAAAGGACAAAGAGAAGGAGAAGGAGAAAGAGAAGCACAAGAUGAAAACUGAGGAGGAGAAGAAGGUGAAGGCAGCGCAGCCCGCCAAGCCAGUGCCUCCGAAAAAGGCCCCCACCAAGAAGGCAAACAGCACUACAGCCACCACUACAUCCAGCACAGCCGCCCCCACCGCCAACAGCAAACAGCCGAAAAAAGGGGGUAAACAGCCUCCAUCUGCAAGCUACGACUCCGACGAGGAGGAGGAAGGUCUGCCCAUGACGUACGACGAGAAGCGGCAGCUCAGCCUGGACAUCAACCGGCUCCCGGGGGAGAAACUGGGCCGUGUGGUCCACAUUAUACAAUCCCGAGAACCUUCUCUAAGAGACUCCAACCCCGACGAGAUAGAGAUUGACUUUGAAACCUUGAAACCAACGACGCUGCGGGAGCUGGAGCGAUACGUCAAGUCCUGUUUACAGAAGAAGCAGAGGAAGCCUUUCUCAGCGUCGGGGAAGAAGCAAGGUGUAAAGUCCAAGGAGGAGUUGGCUCAGGAAAAGAAAAAGGAGUUGGAGAGGAGACUCCAGGAUGUGAGCGGCCAAUUAAAUAACAAGAAACCUGCAAAAAAAGAGAAGUCCGGCUCGGGGGCGGCAGGAGGACCCUCGCGGCUCAGCAGCAGCAGCAGCUCCUCGGAAUCGGGCAGCAGUAGUUCCAGCGGAUCCAGUUCAGACAGCAGUGACUCUGAGUAGCGCGCUGCCGGCGGCUCACGUAACACUUUUGGUGUGAGGUUUAAAGAAAAAUGGGGAAAAAAAAGAAAACAAAAAAGGAACAAAAUAUUUUAGAAACAAAUUCCCAAAAACCGGAAAACGACUUUUAUUUUUAAAGAAGACGAGACGGUAAAGUGCGGGCGAAGAGGCGUCAGCAAUAAGCAGCGCGGGAGGCCUCGGCGCUGAAGGUUCACUAUAUAUUAAUAAAGAGGUUUUAAUUCUGUUUUUAAUUUGGUGUUUCUCUGGGAUAAGACGCUCAGCUGCCGGACUGCGCGCCCGGCGGACCCUCCCUGCGUGUGCCGGUACUCGCGCGCUCGCCUUGGACUCUGCCUUGUAAUUACCUAGCUGUGUCGCCUGGUCGUAGUCCGUAGCUGUACUGAGCCCGCCCGCCGGACUCCUCUCCCGUCUUCACACAUCGUUACUUAUGUCUCUUCGGAUCAUGGCGCGCGGCAGCGGUGGGCGCGCUCUUCUCGCCUGCUCGCUCCGGAUAUAUAUUUUUAAUGUAUUUUCUUAUUUACCUCAGAACAAAAUAUACAAAACGCAAACCUUAUUUUCUAACGCUAAGAAUUUUCAUCUUUUUUUUUCUUUUCCCUUUCGCACGGUUGGUCCAGAAUAGUUUGUGCCCCCCCCUCCCCCGCCGCGACACAUUCCAUUAGCUUCCGUACGACGCCAUAUUGUAUGUACAUAGAAUCACGUUAUUUAUUAACCAUAUCAUACCCUGGUUUUCUUUUGUUAGUCUUUUGAUAACGGGGGAGGGGGAGGGGGAGGGUUGGCGUCCAUGUUUACCCUGCAGACGGAGGGGGCGCGCUCCAUGUUGUGGUGUGUGUAUAUACUCUGACAUCCAUGUUUUAUAUAUUGGGGGCUUGGGCUUUAAUGAUAAAUAUAUUGCGUUUUUUAUGCCGGAGCAGCGGCGGUGGACGGGUCGUGGCCGCACAGUAUGAACGUCCACAACGGAAGGGUUGUUGCUUCUUCUUCUAGACUUGCAUGAAAUGGGAGAGGACUUUUGUUUUUCUGGUGUUGACCCUUUCCUUGCUGGAGGAGAUCAGCGGCUCUGGAUUAGAAGACGGUUAUUUUUUUACAUUUUUGGUCUCCUGCCUCGUCCUCUGGUUUCUUCCAUUUCGUGUUUUUCACAGUUCAGGCUGUUAUAUCCAUUUUUAGCAGCUACCAAAAUACAAAAACCAAGAUGGCAGCUGUGAGGUUGUAGCUCGCUGUUCAUACUGGCGCAUUUUAAAGGGUUUGUGAACAAUAAAAGUAGUUGUCUAUUUUUA